Messenger RNA from Callorhinchus milii (elephant shark), 2111 nucleotides. Its product is annotated as acyl-coenzyme A thioesterase 4-like. The transcript has 14 exons. The record is from RefSeq and is a predicted model, not a curated record. Bases 320 to 1744 code for a protein of 474 amino acids. Gene Ontology annotation, biological process: acyl-CoA metabolic process; fatty acid metabolic process. NCBI's taxonomy places the organism in Eukaryota, Metazoa, Chordata, Chondrichthyes, Chimaeriformes, Callorhinchidae. Gene Ontology annotation, molecular function: fatty acyl-CoA hydrolase activity.
AGCGACAGUCACUACAGGUAUCUCAAAACCUUUCACAGGAGUUUACUGUGAAGUGCAGUUGCUUGUCGCUCCUCAACACGAGGCCAAUCGGUGGGACACGGUCGUUGGUGCCCACAGUGUGGAAUCCUGCACAGCCGAACGGAAGACUUUGAGGAUAUUGAUUGGAAGAGAAUGUGAUUCCUGAAUUCCACUGUUCAGGAGGCAUUUCUGAAGAGAGUAGGAUUGGAGUCCCGAGGUAGUGUGGAGGACUGGACUGAAAAGGAUGGAGCCAUGCUGCAGAUAAGUAGUUUGCAAACUUGUGGCCGUCACUCAGAGGACAAUGAAGGGCUUUGGGAUUUCAAAACUGGUCAGGCUAAUAAACGCGUCCCAAAGUAAGAGCAGACUGGUGUUUUCCUUUGAGAGGCAACUCUCUUUAGGUAUUAUGAGCAGAAGGCGCCUUUACAGCGUGGCACCUAUAAUCAAAGUGGAGCCAACCAGAGGACUGAUGGAUGAACUAAUGAAGAUGGAAGUUUCGCAUUUAGUCCCCAAUCAGCCCGUCACAUUGCACUCGAGGCUGGAGUCUGAUGAUUCUUUCUUUUGGGAAGCAUACGCUCACUACGUCAGCGAUGCGGAGGGCACUGUCAAAGUCACCAGAGACGUGUCAGUCGGAGGAACUUACACCGGUCGGGAACCAAUGGGCCUGAUUUGGAGUAUGACAGCUGCUCCCGGGACCCAGCAUGGAAUGAGGCUCCGGAAGAUUGAUGUGACUAAGCCAUACCUGGUAAACAUCUCUCUGUAUGAUGGGCACCUUUCCCAUGGUUUUGAAGCGAAGGCAGAACUGGCGUCUGUUGUAGUGGAACGUUCAUAUAUAGCUCCAGGCGUCACCAGGUCAGAGCUGGAAGGGCAAGUUGUUGGAACAUUGUUCCUUCCACCAGGUCCGGGACCCUUCCCUGCCGUCCUAGAUAUGUGGGGUGGUGGAGGGGGUCUUGUGGAAUAUCGUGCUUCUCUGCUGGCCUCCCGAGGGUUUGUCACGUUGGCGCUGGUUUACAUGGCACACAAGGAUUUGCCAGAGAAGAAGCAGUCUUUCAGCUUAAACCCUAAGUACUUUGAGGAUGCUUUCAAUACCCUGAACAACCAUCCCAAAGUGGCCAGAGGCCAUGUUGCCAUUUUGGGGCUCUCAUAUGGAGUUAGUCUAGCACUCUACAUGGCAACGGAGAUCAAAAAUAUCAACCCCAGUUGUCUAGUGUGCAUUAGUGGAAGCCACGUCUUGCUCAACAAGAAAGAAUCUGAGGAUAUGUUUGGCAAUUUCCUCAUUAAAAAAGAUCGGAUUAAGUUGGCGGACAGCGGAGCAAUGAUCUGGAGAAAUAUUGCCUUACCAAUAACAGACAAUCCAGAGCAUGUUGUGGAGGUUGCCAAAAUCAGAUGCCCUUUGAUGUUGAUUGUGGGGGAAGAUGAUCAGAACUGGCCUGUCCCGGAAGCAACUGUUGAAAUCACCAAGUUAAUGAAGACUGCAAAAAAUGCUCACUUGCUCACGGUACUCUCCUACCCUGGAGCCGGACAUCUUAUUGAGCCUCCAUAUAGCCCGCAUUGCAGGGAAUCCAAGUUCAAAAUCAACUCCACCCAGCAAAGAGUGAUCCUGUUGUGGGGAGGAGAUACCAAAGCUCAUUCCUAUGCACAGGAGGACUCCUGGAGAAAGAUCUUGGCCUAUCUGGAGAAGCACACCGUUCUCAGACACCAAACUUCGGCAGCCCAGUGCAAACUUUAAAAUGAAUGAGAAAUGAAACUGGAAAUGCACGAGCAGGUGAAGGAGAGCAGGUUCCUGUCCCCUGUGUCGUCAUGCACAUGCUGAUCAGCCUGAAUCUAUCAUGAACAGUGAGAGAAAAGAUUUGUGUCCUGAUUACUGUGGCUUAAUUCUCCCCAGGAUUAACACUAUUUUUUCUCUCCACACACCAUUUGGCCCCAGGUGUUUUUAGCUGAUUUACCCUACCUCUUCAAUGCCUUUAACUACCUGGUUAGUUUGGUGCAUCAGACAUUUGUUUCGUGGGUUCAGGUUAUCAAUAUCUAAACUGAAAUGCUGAAAUGUUUCCUAUUGAGGUUUUCAGACCCCAAUUAAAUGCACACGUGUCAGGUUG